AUGAAAUCCGAUAGUGAUCCAGAGUCCAGCAGCGCCCUAGCGGGCUUGCCAUUUAUGUGGACCACCACCACUACCGGCUUUGGGAUUUUACGCUUAAAAUCCUUGGCCACUGCCGCACUUCGUUGGAGCGCAGGAGGAAUCGAGCGUCUGGUGCAGAAGCCUGAAUAUAUUAUAUUCGUGCGCCGUAGCCGACAGCUCAUCAUACAAUGCAUCGGUUUUCUACCAGCGAAGCAGACAAACGAACGCACUCGAAGCGGCUUGGUCUAG
Molecule: messenger RNA, 267 nt
Organism: Suillus clintonianus
Lineage: Eukaryota; Fungi; Basidiomycota; Agaricomycetes; Boletales; Suillaceae
Exons: 5
Coding region: 1-267 (88 amino acids)
Source: RefSeq, a predicted model, not a curated record